Molecule: messenger RNA, 1161 nt
Organism: Cyphellophora europaea CBS 101466
Lineage: Eukaryota; Fungi; Ascomycota; Eurotiomycetes; Chaetothyriales; Cyphellophoraceae
Exons: 4
Coding region: 1-1161 (386 amino acids)
Biological process (GO): cytoskeleton-dependent cytokinesis
Cellular component (GO): septin complex; septin ring; cytosol
Molecular function (GO): GTP binding; molecular adaptor activity; GTPase activity
Source: RefSeq, a predicted model, not a curated record
AUGUUCUCUUCCGCUGACAACAGCUUGCGCGAACGACAGAUGAAGAUCCGGAGGAAGAAGAAUGUCAAGAAGGGUGUUCUCUUCUCACUGAUGGUGUGCGGUGCGAGUGGUACAGGCCGAACAACCUUCGUCAACACCCUCUGCGGAAAGCAGGUCCUGAAGUCUAAAGACUCCGAUGAUGCGGCCAAUGCGCACCUCGAGGAAGGUGUCAGGAUCAAGCCUGUCACAGUUGAGCUCGAGCUUGAUGAAGAAGGCACUCGUGUCUCCCUGACCAUCGUCGAUACCCCGGGUUUCGGUGACCAGAUUGACAAUGAAUCGGCCUUCGGCGAAAUCGUGGGCUAUCUCGAGCGCCAAUACGAUGACAUUCUUGCCGAGGAGUCUCGUAUCAAGCGUAACCCCCGCUUCCGUGACAAUCGUGUCCACGCCCUCCUCUACUUCAUUACCCCGACCGGCCACGGCCUCAGAGAACUCGAUAUUGAGCUUAUGAAGCGUCUGUCUCCCCGCGUCAACGUCAUCCCUGUCGUUGGCAAGGCCGACUCCCUCACCCCAGCUGAGCUGGCAGAAUCGAAGAAGCUGGUCAUGGAAGACAUUGAACAUUACAGAAUACCCGUGUAUAACUUUCCCUACGAUAUCGAAGAAGAUGAUGAGGAUACCGUUGAAGAGAACGCGGAGCUCCGGGGACUGAUGCCAUUUGCUAUCGUUGGUUCCGAGGACGUUCUGGAGAUUGGUGGCCGCCGAGUGCGGGCUCGGCAAUACCCCUGGGGUGUUGUCGAAGUCGAGAACCCAAGACACUCCGACUUCCUGGCCAUUCGGAGUGCAUUGCUCCACUCCCAUCUGGCCGAUCUCAAGGAGAUCACUCACGACUUCCUGUACGAGAACUACCGUACUGAGAAGCUCUCCAAGAGCGUGGAUGGUGGAGUUGGAAAUGCACAAGAUUCGUCCAUCAACCCCGAAGACCUCGCCAACCAGUCUGUUCGGCUCAAGGAAGAACAACUGCGUCGGGAGGAGGAGAAGCUCCGCGAGAUCGAGGUCAAGGUACAGCGCGAGAUCAACGAGAAGCGACAAGAGCUUUUGGCCCGCGAGAGCCAGCUACGCGAGAUCGAAGCCCGCAUGCAGCGCGAACAAAGCCAUGCCGACGAUCUCAACGGCCAGGCCGAGUAG